AUGGAGGAGGUCGAGGACGAGCUUAUAUUCCAACAAACCCUGCUGGAAACUCUGGAUCCUGCCGAGAGCAACGAGCGCAGACAAGAGGUGGAACUGGCUAUCAUGGACCUCGAGAGACGCAUGGCUCAGUUCAAAGACGCUGCUCCUGCUUCAUCACAACCAGACAGCAAUCCAUCACACAAUGCGCCCGGCGCAUACCCUCAGUCCGACACUAGCGACAUGGAUCAAGAAUUCCCGACAUUCGACCCUUCGACCGCUGUCCCCACCCCGAGCAGGAACAUACAGCUCAAGAGGAGUCGCGAUCAAGUCUCGCCACUGGCCAGCUUCGACAGGAACAAGAGGCCUGCUCCCACUCCCAUGGGCCCGCCGAGUCAGCGACCACUCAGCCAGGAUCGUCGGAUGGCUUAUCUGGAGAGACAGCGUCAGAUUGAAGCAGCCGCUCGCCAGAGAAGAGAGUCUGUCGCUGCUGACGCCGACUUUGCCUCACGACUGAGCCAGCAACCCUCCUCUUCGCCCAUCGCUGGUCCGUCUCGCAACAAUCUCCAUUCGCAGCCCGACAUGUCGCCAAGUAAGAUGGCUCCAGUCUUUCGACCUCCAGGCUACAGGACCAAUCCCCCACAAUCGCAAACUCCUGCUCCAUACCCCGCUGCAGGACUUCCGCGUGUCAAGCCUGAAGUUCACUCGAGUCCUGGAUAUGGUUACGCUUCUAGAUCCGUCAAACCCGAACCUUCUCAACAUGCUACUCCUCCCGCCACCCGAUUUGGCGGUCCUAUGGUGAUUGAUCUGACUGGGGAUGAUGAGUCCGAGCCUCAACAGACCCAAGUUCAACGACUCAGGUCGAAUCCAGCCGAGGAAAUGCGCCGACGCCAUCUCUGGGAGCUGAACAAUGCUGUCAGCGCUCAACACAAGCAUGAAAUCAUGAUGCGCCAGCAACAAGAGAUUGCCUAUCGUCAGCAACAAGAGUCCGCCCGCCAAGCCGAGAUGGCUCUGCGCAACUCUGUGAAUCCGACUCGUGAGCAGAUUGAGCAGGCCAACCGUCUGCGUCUCCAGCAAUGGCAACAGCAAGUCGCUGCCGUUCAAGCUUUCAAUGCACAGAAUCCACAUCAACCUAGGCCUUUCCCAAACCACGUGUCUUAUACUCAGCCAUCUCCUUCCAUUAUACGCUCGUCCCAGCAACCUGUACCACGCGCCGCUUAUGACGAUCUUAGUCAGUUGGGUGGUCUUAUCAAUGGUCGCGGCAGAAACACAAGAUUUGACUCGCCAGACGAUGAUUUGCAGUAUCUACGAUCUACCACAGUCCAGCGAGACCCUCCCAGCUGGGAUAUUUAUGAUGUCGACAGUGCCGACACCAAAGAGGAGCUUCGUAAACUGAUGGAGAACAUUCAGCCUGACGACGCUUCCAAGUUUGCCAAUGAAGAAGACGUGCCAGUCGAAGGGCUCACCAUCAAGCUUAAGCCCUACCAAUUCGCUGGUCUGGAAUGGCUUCAGAAGAUGGAGAACGGCUCGAACAAGGGUGGCAUCCUUGCUGAUGAUAUGGGCUUGGGCAAAACUGUUCAAGCGAUCUCGCUAAUGGUCACGAAUCGUUCUGAAGACCCGGUGAACAAGACCACUCUAAUUCUCGCGCCUGUUGCUCUCCUACGUCAGUGGGAGCAGGAGAUCAUGACGAAAGUGAAGCCUGGUAGACACAGACUCCAUACGUUCAUCCACCAUGCAAGUGCCAAGAAAAAGAGCCACAAGGACUUGCGCGACUUUGACGUUGUUCUGACCACUUUCGACCCAAUGGCCCAGCCCAGAGAUGACGAGAAGUGUAUGUUCAUCGGUCCCGACUGUAGGUGGUACAGAGUCAUCAUCGAUGAAGCGCAAUGCAUCAAGAACAAGACUACCAAGACUGCAAGAGCUGCCUUCUAUCUUCAAGCUCGUUCUCGGUUCUGCAUGACAGGAACUCCUAUGAUGAACAGUGUCGAGGAGCUCUAUUCUCUCAUCCACUUCCUGCGUAUCAGACCGUAUAACAACUGGAACAACUUUAAAACCGAUUUCAAUCAGCCAUUGAAGGGCAACAAUGAAUCCGGACGUCAGAUGGCUAUGCACAAGCUGCAAGCAUUGUUGAAAGCCAUCCUUCUUCGUCGCAACAAGAAGACCGAGAUCAAUGGUCGUCCCAUCCUCAACCUGCCUGAGAGACGUGUCGAGGAGACCAACCCUGAUUUCAGCGAAGACGAGCGUAAUAUCUAUGUUGCGCUUGAGACUAGCUCUGCGGUCAAGUUCAACAAGUAUCUCAAAGCUGGCACAGUCAGCAACUCUUACAUGCAAAUUCUGGUUUUGCUGCUUCGUCUCCGACAGGCUUGUUGCCAUCCUAACCUGAUCAAGGAUCUUGGAAUCGUCGCUGCGACCGCCGAAAUCUCGCAGGAGACGAUGGACGAGAUCUGCAGGGGCCUCAACCCGAACGUUGUCACUCGUAUCAAGGAAGCAAAUGGCAUAUUUGAGUGCCCUGUUUGUUAUGAUGCCGUGGAGAACCCUGCCAUCUUCACACCUUGCGGUCACGAUACCUGCCCAGACUGCUUCUCCAGAAUUGCUGAUCCUUCCAAUGCACUGGCUGAAGGAGAUGAAGGACGGACUGCCAAGUGCCCUGAAUGUCGUGGCCCGAUCAACACCAAGAACGUCAUCGAUUACGAGUGCUUCAAGCGUAUUCACAUGCCCGAUGAAGCUGCUCUCGAUGAUGCGGCUGAUAUCAAGACCGAUGCGGACGGUGACGACAUGGCCGUUGACACCGAUGACGACUCUGAGGAUGACGAGGAAGAUGACGACGAUGAUGAGACUGAUUCCCUCGAUGGAUUCAUUGUCGAAGAUGGCCGCUCUGAAGAAGCCCGAAAAGAAGGCGAAGGCCAAGUCCGAGAUGAGCAAGAAAGCCAAGGGAAAGCUGAAGGAGUCGAGCAGUUCCGACAAGAAAAGAAGGCAGCCACUAUGACUAUCCCCGAACUGAAGAAGAUGGCCAUCAGGAAGCCGGGAUGGCGAAAGAUCUACCUCCGCAUGCUGAAGAAAGACUUUAAGCCUUCUUCCAAGAUCGAGCGCACCAUGGAAAUUCUGGACGGCAUCAUCACAGCACCCGAGGGCGAGAAGAUCAUCAUCUUUUCACAGUGGACUUCUCUUCUCGACUUGCUUGAAGUACCUGUGUCUGAGAAGGGCUGGGGCUAUCGCCGCUACGACGGAAGCAUGAACGCCAAACUCCGUGCUGAUGCUGUGGACGACUUCAAGAACAAACCCAAUGUCCGCAUGAUGCUGGUCUCGCUCAAGGCUGGAAAUGCAGGUCUGAACCUCAACUGCGCCUCUCAGGUUGUUAUCAUGGAUCCCUUCUGGAAUCCAUACAUCGAGGAACAGGCCAUCGACCGUGCUCAUCGUCUUGGACAAACAAGACCCGUCAUGGUACAUCGCGUGUUGAUCAAGGAGACUGUCGAAGACCGCAUCAUCGCCUUGCAAGAGAAGAAACGCGCUCUCAUCUCUGAAGCGCUUGACGAGAAAGCAUCACAGAGUCUGGGCAGAUUGAGUGUACAGGAACUGGCGUAUCUGUUCGGUGUCAGCAGAAACGUCAACGAUGCACUGCCCGCCGCUGCCCCGAGGGCUAGAAUUCGUCAGGGUGGUCCUGGUGGUUUGGGCGCUUGA
Molecule: messenger RNA, 3654 nt
Organism: Aureobasidium musti
Lineage: Eukaryota; Fungi; Ascomycota; Dothideomycetes; Dothideales; Saccotheciaceae
Source: the annotation of a GenBank genome assembly